AUGACGAUGUUGAAGCUUUUUGGAAUCGUCUUUUUCUGUGGCCUCCUCUCACCCUCCCAAGAAGUCUUGUCUGGUCUGUCCUGUGCUGUCAGUCCCGCGGCGAUGCAGAAAGUGCUCUCGGAUGCCAUACUUCAAAACGGACUUCUCCAGCAGCACCUGCAGGGCCUCGUGGUCCCAAACAUCAUGGGUGGAGAGGGUCUGCUGAGCUCCCCCACCAGCAUCACCGGCCUACACCUCGCCGAGGUUCGGGUCCCCAGGCUGUCCGUGUCGCUGCUGCCAGGAAUCGGAGUCCAGAUGAUCAUCACCGCCAAGCUGGAGCUCAGGGGCAACUGCUUGGUUGGCCUCCUUUCAGACCUAAUUAGUAUCUUAGUGGACGUGAGAAUCACUGCAAACAUUAAAUGCACAAACUUUGAGUCGGGCACGGUCCAGGUCGUCAUUGAAGACUGCCUCUGCGUUCUUGGUGCCAUCAAGAUCAACCUCCUGGCUGGCUUGCUGUCACUAUCAGUAGAUGACAUAGUGCUUAACCAGCUGACAGCGACUCUGCCCGGCUUGCUGUGUCCAGUAGUUGGUAUCGUCAUCAACCAUGUGAACAUCCAGCUCCUGAGCACGCUCAACGCUGUGAUCCCGGUCGGUGCGGCAGGAACCAUUCACUACCAGCUGGCCAGCCUCCCGUUCACCUCUGGCUCGUUCCUUGGGAUGGAUCUAGACGGUGCGGUGAAGCGGGUGGGAGGCAGCAUCAUCCCCCACGACUCGUCCCCCUCCACUUUGCCUCCGCUGCUGGACAACCUUAUGGUCAUGGGAAUGCGGCCGAGCUUUCUGAACUCGGUCCUGUCCCUGCUGCUCCAGAUGCCGUCGCAGAACUUCACCUGCACGCCAGGAGCUUGCUCCACCUGCCUUGGGACCAGUCCACUGAACAUUAAGCUAACGUUGUCUGGGAACCCGCUCAUCCUCUUGGAAGAAAACAAAGCCACUGUCCAGCUUGCGGUGAUGAUUCAGGUGUUCAUCCAGGGUUCAGAUGGGCUCAUCCUCAACCUCCUGCUGUUGCAGGCCAACCUCAAUCUAGACGUUGGCGUGUCGAUUGCUGGAGGCAGACUGGUGCUGGGCUUGUCCCUGGGCAGCAUUUCCCUCUCCCUGGAGUCUUCCGACGUUGGCAUCAGUGAUAUCUCGACCUUGAAGCCGCACAUCAGCAGUCUGGUGGUGGAGUUGUUGCUGCCCCUUCUCAACGCUGCUCUGGGCAUCGGCAUCCCUCUGCCAAACGUGCUGGGCAUCCCCUUACUGAAGGUGCAUGUCCGGAUACUAGGGCAUCACCGUGAGACGCUGCAGAGGAAUCACCGAGCAGAGCGGAGGAUGCGCUGGACCCACGGGCAGUCCCAGUUCACCCAAACCGCCCGGAGCUCUCCCGUGCUGUGCCAGACGGCAAACCUGGCGUUGGGCACUGUCACCCCGCGGGCUGGCAUGUCUUGUGUCGCGGCAGGAGGGGUCUGGGUGGGUUGA
Molecule: messenger RNA, 1494 nt
Organism: Opisthocomus hoazin
Lineage: Eukaryota; Metazoa; Chordata; Aves; Opisthocomiformes; Opisthocomidae
Source: RefSeq, a predicted model, not a curated record